Molecule: messenger RNA, 573 nt
Organism: Gryllus bimaculatus (two-spotted cricket)
Lineage: Eukaryota; Metazoa; Arthropoda; Insecta; Orthoptera; Gryllidae
Source: the annotation of a GenBank genome assembly
AUGGGUUCACGGUGUCCGAUGGGACCACAACAGCUUCGCCCAGAUGUUAUGCGGUAUGCUGUCUAUCGUGGUGAAUAUACUGAAAGUGAAAGUGAUCUUCUUGUUGGAGGAAAUGAGAAAUUCAAAUUCAACGUUGACAUCUUACAAAAUGGCGGACUGCUUUCUUCUGAAUACGUCAACGGUUUGGGCAGGAAUUUGCGUGGCCAGGAAGGGCGAUCCUCUUUCCGUCUCUUCGGAUGGCAAUUGGCGGCGGCGCCUGGCCCGCUCCGCUGGUUGCGUAACAGGAGCAACUGGCGCCGGAGAAAGAGCGGCGGGGCUUUCUCGCCCGCGAGAAACCGCGCGUCGCUUCCCACACGUUUCCAGAAGGAGGGUCAGCUUGGCCGCGUGGGUGCGGCGAGCGCUGAGGGCGAGCGCUGUGAGCGAUCGCCGGGGAAAGGCGUCCUGUGCUCUCGCGGAAUCAGAAAUCCGCGCCGCGCACGGGCUCUCGCGGCAGCGGGCGGCGCCAAGCAGCACUCGCGCGGCACGGGCUCUCAAGCGAUGGAACGCCCACAGGAAACGACGCGGAUGUUUUAG